AUGACUGAGUCCAGUGUAUCGGGAAGCGGCCUGCUUGCCGAUCUCUCCGAGGACAUUGACUCCAUCUACAAACUGUACACCCAGCCGGGUUUGCCCCACGUCCGCAUCACGCUGAGGUUGAGCCAGUUGGACGUCACCCAGGCACAGAGCCGGCUGGCCCCCGACCUGCCCCAUCUGCUGGUGGUGCUGUUGGACGAUGAUCCCGAGGGCAUCAUGCCCCCGAUAAGACCCCAGGCCAACACCAACUCGCUGUUGAACGUGCUUGUCGACACCCCUCAGCCCCUGGAUCUCGAUUUGCCGCCGACGCUGGCCCAGCACUGGCGCGACGAAGGCGCCGCCGUCCGCGAAGUAAACGAAGGCAACCAGGUCAAAGUGAUCAAGCGCGACGUCGGCGACUUCAAGUUCAUCAAAAACAUCGGCGAAGGGCUGUAUUCGACGGUGAUGUUGGCCACAGAUAAGCAUACCAACCGCCAGUACGCCGUCAAGGUGUUGGACAAACGCCACAUCAUCAAGGAGAAGAAGGUGAAGUACCUCAACAUCGAGAAGCAUGCGCUCAACCGGUUGAGCAACCGCAUGGGGAUCAUCUCCCUCUACUUCACCUUCCAGGAUAAAAACCUGUUGUACUUUGUGCUUGACUUUGCCGCCAACGGCGAGUUGCUCUCGUUAAUCAACAAAUACGGCACCCUCAACGAGGACAGCGUCCGCCACUUUGGCGCCCAGAUCCUUAGUGCCAUCCAGUACAUGCACGACAACGGGGUGAUCCAUCGCGACAUCAAGCCGGAGAACAUUUUAUUAGACGAGAAACUCAGAAUUCAGAUCACCGAUUUCGGGACCGCCCGUCUUUUGGAGAAAAAGGACGAUGACCCUGAGAACUACCCCUUAGACGUUCGCGCCAAGCUGUUUGUCGGUACCGCCGAAUACGUGCUGCCAGAGUUGUUAGAGCUGAAGUACUGUGGUAAGCCCGGUGACAUCUGGGCCUACGGGUGCAUUCUUUAUCAGAUGAUUGCCGGUAAGCCGCCGUUUAAAGCGACCAACGAGUACUUGACCUUCCAAAAGAUUACUAAAUUACAGUAUGCAUUUACUGCUGGGUUCCCCGUGGUUCUCCGCGAUUUGAUCAAGCACAUCUUGGUGCUUUUACCGCAGAAGCGGUUCACUAUUGACCAGAUCCAACAGCACUAUUUCUUCCUGCCCACCAACUGGGACGACUUUGAUCUGAUCUGGUACGCGGACCCCCCCGAGUUGGGACCCUUCAAGAUGCUGGCUAAAGGUAUGCUUAAUGUCCCGCCUGAACUUACGAAGGCGUACUCGCUGCCGGUGGUCACCACGAGGAAAGUCUACGGCCCCAACCAGAAACGCAAGCAAACGCUGCUGCCAUCGCCCAUUGCCACUAAUAAUCUGCAGGUUCUGCUUGAACAACAAGACUCACACGGGUCGCUGGGGACGCCGGUGCCGCCCACCGCGCCUACUAAGCCAGUAAAUCCGGCCAAAGCCGCUGCAUACGUCCUCAACCGGGGCUCCGAUGAGAAACUAGACCGCCCGCUGGCGCUGAAAGUGAAGCUGGGACCGCAAUAUAUCCCUGGCACCAACAUCUUGCGCCCGCAAAUCAACCCUCGCACGUCAUUCCCUAUACGCAAACCUAAGCAGCCGCCGACCCUGGCCCUGGCUAUGUCGACGCUGGCCCAGCAACAGUCUACCGCCAGUCCUACGUUACCUCGCCCGGAAAGAGUGCCGCAAACGCCGCCGGCAUCGGCCCCCGCUCUGGCACCGCCGGUGCCAUCUCCUGCCCCGUCGGUGCCGGCCCUGGCGCCCCCCGUGCCUACCCCUGCUACCAUUCGCAAACCGCUGGCGGGUGCCGUGGCGGGCUCGGGUACACCCACAUCGCUGAUGGUGGGGCUUGGCAUCUCUACACUGCGGUCGAACUUAAUUGAAGUGACGCCGCCGCUGCUGGUUGAGGCUGCGUGGAAGAAGUACCUUGAACACCCCGAUGAGCGUAUAUUGCGCCUCGGUCCCGCCAUCGUCCAUCGUGAGCCUACAGAAGUAUUCGAACGCAAGCAUCGUGGCCAGAUCCAUAAUGCCCCCAUCAGCUUAAGCAAUAAGGUCGAUCAGGCCAACCGCAGCGUAAGCAACAAGAGCUUAUUACUGAAGGUGGUCAACGGCCUGAGUAACGGAUUGCGCGGCACCGAUGUCAUGGACACCACCACCUACCAAGGCAAUGACGGCGAAGGUGACGAAGCCCAAGCGAUCAUUGACCACUGGGAGACAGUUAAGGAAGAGGACGAGGAAGCCGACAAGAAAAAACUGUUAUUCAAGAAGUUUUUGCACUCCGCUACCCAGAACGCUGACGAAGUGCUCGGAACCGCCGUCAACCACCCGUUGGAGCGCCCGCGGACGUGUACGGUGGUGUGUACCACCCAUGGACGCGUACUUAUCUUCUCCCGUAACGACAAUGACAAUUACCGUAUGAUCAUGGAGGUCAAGCUCAACUACUCGUUCAUGAGGAUCAAGGAGGUGGUGCUGGCGCUGAAGUUCAAGCUGUUGAUCCCUACCGUGGGGACAUUUGCUCUUAUGCUGAAUGUGACGACAUUCGUGUUUGAAGUGGAGAAGUACGAAGUGGGGAUGUGGACCGAAGCCUUGGCUCAAGGUAAGCUUAAUGAGUUUGAACGCCACCGUCUCGGACUCGCGUCGGAACCGGUGCCGAGAAUCUCUGAGACGGCGGAGACACCAACGCUGCCGCGACUGCCCACACUGGACAACUUCGAGUUCCUGCCGCAGCUGCCAUCAUCGGCGACCCGUAAGAAGGGGAUGAUGCCGGUUCGCAUACGCCGGCUGAUCAAGCGCAAGCCGCCUCCCGCGAAGUCGCCGCUGCCGCCAGGAGAAAUGGGGAGUCCCAUUGACAUGAGCACCGGAUUCCAAAGCCACAGCGUCGAUGCCGAGCUUAGAGCGGCUCAGCUUGCAGCUGCUGCCGGCGAACGCAAUCGGUCGAGUAUCGAGUACCCUCAUCGCCUGAGCUUCUCCAAGGAGAACGGGUCGAACACCGUCAGUCGGCUGGGCCUGAACCUGAACAAGACCCCCGUCACUCAGAAGACGUCGAAGUUCCUCGCCCGCAGUCUGCGGAGAAACUAA
This is a messenger RNA of Diutina rugosa, 3123 nucleotides long. RefSeq names its product PDPK1 family serine/threonine-protein kinase. The record is from RefSeq and is a predicted model, not a curated record. Lineage: Eukaryota; Fungi; Ascomycota; Pichiomycetes; Serinales; Debaryomycetaceae. Bases 1 to 3123 code for a protein of 1040 amino acids. Gene Ontology annotation, molecular function: ATP binding; protein serine/threonine kinase activity. The transcript has a single exon. Gene Ontology annotation, biological process: peptidyl-serine phosphorylation; intracellular signal transduction.